Messenger RNA from Pectinophora gossypiella (pink bollworm), 3997 nucleotides. Its product is annotated as thrombospondin type-1 domain-containing protein 4-like. Gene Ontology annotation, biological process: extracellular matrix organization. The coding region runs from base 458 to 2953 and encodes 831 amino acids. Lineage: Eukaryota; Metazoa; Arthropoda; Insecta; Lepidoptera; Gelechiidae. The transcript is spliced from 17 exons. The record is from RefSeq and is a predicted model, not a curated record.
UCGGUGCGGAUCGGUCGCGCCGCGUCGUACGACAACGUCGGUAGCACGCGGUUUCUAGCACGCGUCAACUUCGAACGUGCGCGCCAACUGUUCAAAUAUGGAAUAAUGUUUUUUUAAAGAAAAACGAAUGAAAAAAGUUUCACACAUUUUAUGACUUUACCAAACAGCCAGUAACAGUAAAUAAAAUAAAAAAAAAAUAUUCUUUUUGGUUUGGAAUUGGUGGAUGUAACAGUGAUUUAUCAAGUGUCCCGCGUAGCUUGGAUCUUCAACAAAACGAAGUCGAGAUUCUGUUAAGAAAAUGUGUGGAGUGACGUGAUGACCGGAGGAUGAAGCUGUUAUUACAAGAAGCAAAAAGACUUCAUUCAUUCAACUGAUUUUUCAAUAGUGUUAUUUGUGCUAUGACUCAGUGCUCAGACGUUUUUUGUAUAUAAGUGAUUUUUGUGCGUUUACAAUCAACAUGUUCCGAACAACGCUUCUGAGUUACUCCCUCUUCAUAUUACUCGCAGUAUGGCUCAGACACACGAAUGUUUAUGCGCAGCUGAUGAACACAGAAGUUGGACGACCGAUACGUCGACAAUCAGCAGUUGGAGCAAACGCGACAGUGUACGCGUGGAGUGCAUGGGGCACGUGGAGUUCUUGCUCCAGGACCUGCGGCGGUGGAGUAGCCGUGCAAGAGAGGAAAUGUCUGCCUAGAGAUCCUACGAGAAGGCGACGCAGUAGAAAAAGAAGGAAGCUGGUCAGAAGUGCCGAGAGAAUCCGUCAAACUCGAAUGGUGCCUGCAGGCGAGCCGGACUGUCCGGGACUCGGACGACGAUACCACGAGUGUAAUACUGCGCCAUGUCCCGGGCCGCCACACGACCCUCGCGAGGAGCAGUGCGCCGUGUAUGACCGGAGACCGUUCCGGGGACGAUUCUACACCUGGGUGCCCUACGUCGAUGGUAACGCCCCAUGCACACUAAACUGUCGGCCGCGAGGACAACAGUUCUAUGCAUCCUUAGCGCUGGUGGCAGACGGCACGCCCUGCACCAAGCCCGGGUUCCGAGCCAUCUGUGUCCAAGGCAACUGUAUGGCAGUGGGACGUGAGGGAGUGUUGGCAUCAUCAGCGCUGCGAGAGGUGCGAUGCGGGCGGCGGCUGGUGUCGGGGCUGUUCUCGCGGCCGCGGCUGCCGCUCGGGUACUCGUACGUCACCACGGUGCCGCGCGGAGCCUGCCGCCUCAACAUCACCGAGAUCAUGCCCAGCGAGAACUACAUCGCGUUGAAAGUGACGAAUGGCUCUUACAUUAUAAAUGGCGAAUUUGCUGUCAGCGCUCCUGGAACAUAUGAGGCGGCAGGUGCAAGAUUUAUGUAUUCCCGCCCGGCUGGACUCGACACUGUGCUGGCGCUAGGGCCCAUACAUCACCCAAUCGAUAUAAUGGUGCUCUACACACAACCGAAUCCAAGCAUAAAAUACGAGUACUUAACAGAUUCCGAAACCGACGAAACUAGUAACGAUAUUCCGAUGUCUAACAACAUUCCUCAACAUCAUGCAGGGACAAGGCAUCAUCGUCAUCACAAUGCUAACCACACAAGAGCACUCGAUCACCCAAAGUCUGACACAACUCUACCGUUCUUCACUUUCCAUGAUUCUACGUUACCAAAGCAGCAGCCACAUACUAAUACUUUAGAAAGUCAAUCUCAAGUAGAAACGAAUGCUAUAGGAAACAGAAAAUUUACCUGGAAGAUAUUAUCUUUCACUCAAUGUUCGAGGACAUGUGGUGGUGGUUUGCAAGUGGGGAAAUUCAAAUGUGUGGAAGUAACGGGUGGUGAAGAUAAGGAAAUAUCACCGGCGCAUUGUGAAGGUUCCCCGCCACCGUCACGGCGGCGUCGCUGUGGGGGGGCUCCAUGUCCUCCGAGGUGGAGGGCAGCAGCUUGGGGCCCCUGUCCUGUAUGUGGUCCCGCCCAUCGCACUCGAAUAGUGGGAUGUGUACAGGACCAUGCCCGCGGUAUUACUAAGAUAAGUGACCAAAAAUGUCCCCUACCGAUGCCCCCAAGCAACGAACCCUGCGAUAUUCCCAACUGCGACGGCACUCCAUUGACUACAGUCUCACCGCGGCUAGACGCUAGACGUCAAGUGAGGCCUAACGACCGCAUCGACUCCUUCCGCGAAGGGCCCGUCAUUUCUCUUGCUAACAAUUCUACAGAGAAUGAAAUCAGCCCUACUCUUGGACCUUCUUACAGCUUUAGUGCCGCUGGUGGAUGGCUGCAUACGGAAUGGUCUGAGUGUGUAGGCUGGUGCGUGGGCGGCGGAGUUCAAACCCGUGGUGUCAGAUGUGCUGAUCCAUCUGGAUGUGCUUCCCACCGGGCUCCUAUUGCCUCCCAGUCCUGUUCUUUGAGGAAGCAAUGCGACGCUCAAUGGUUUACAAGUGAUUGGUCACCCUGCACCGCAGCAUGCGGAGGCCGUCAGAUCCGCGGAGUGAUAUGUAUAGCAGCGAACGGCAGGAGACUUAGGGACGCAUCAUGCCGACCUCCCAAACCUGAGACUGAGAGAGCUUGUGGGGGCAAAUGUUCUCCUUCGUGGUACCUUAGCGAUUGGGGAGAGUGCCAAGGGCCAUGCGAAGCAGGCAUCCAGACCCGCACCGUAUGGUGCGCAAGAGGUGGCGUUGAAGGGGCGACGGGAGCGGCGCGGGACAAUGAAUGUCCUGGCCUGCGACCCCUAGCCAGACGCUCGUGCGUGCCACCUCGGUGCUCCAGCAGACCAGUCAUGAAACCUGCGGUCAUCAACACUACACCUGUUGAUCCUCAACAGCGAGUAACAAGACACCAAAGCCACAACAACCAGAAUGUCCGAGAUAGACCUGUGUCUGAUGGUGAAUGCAUUGACAAGCUGAGUAACUGUGCACUGGCUGUGCAAGCUCGACUAUGCCACUAUCCGUACUAUGCGGAUUAUUGCUGCAGAUCUUGCCACGGACGAUAGACCAAGACGGUAAAGACGGAAACAUCAACAGAAGACCACUACGGCGUUACAAGUAUUGUGAAACGGAAUGGACGCAUAGUGAGAAUAUUGUAAUCUAACUAAUGAGACGAUCAGAGGCACAUUGGACCACGCGCUUUUAACGCCUUUAGGCACCGGUACUAUACCAUCAAGAAGACGUACUAAAUAACUGACAGUAUCAUUUAACGUACUUUACCAACAGUUUUAGAUUCUUUAUUAAAUUUACAUUUGCUGUUCUAAUGAUCAAGUUGAAGUGUUUUGUCAAACGAGAUUAGUACAUACAAGUUGACUAAGAGUGCGCGUGCGUCUAUGUCGUAUAAAAUGAACUGUAGAUUCGUGAUUCUGUAAGUAUUAGAAUAGUUUCGUGAUCUCCAGUGUUUAGUCGAGUUUCGGAGUCAAUCUGUGGACAUGUUCAUCAUCUAGAUGUAAAUUGGAAAUAAUGUUUGUUUACAUAAUAUUGAUGCACGUUAUAUUAUUAAAGCACCUCAUCGCGGAAUUGAACAUUGUAACUUGCCUCUUAACAAGAAGUAUGUCACCGAAUGUCUCUGCAUUUAAUAUAAGUAGUGAUUCAUUGUAUAAAAUUCAUAAAAGUUUAACCACGUUGAAGUAGCAAAUCAUUUUUGAAAGUUCUACCUACGUAUUGUAAAUCUUAGACUAUACUAUUAGAUGUAAGAAAAGAUAGUAUUCCUUCAUUAAUGUUAAUCAAAGAACAAUCAGAAUUGUUACUUGGUAGAUUUUAAAAGAAAUUUUAACUGUGUUCAUUAUAAUUUAUUUAUUCUCCUGACUAUGUCAUCAAAGAUUUUGAUCUAAAGUUCAUAGUCAAUUUUGUAAAUAUACCUAUCUACAUUAUGUUUAGUGCAUUUACUUACUGGCUGUUAAGUAUUUAUGUAAUUGUUUAGUCAAUUCGUACCAUCAGAGUAAUGUAAUUAUGUAUGUAUCGAUGCUUUAUGCAGUUCACUUCGUAAGUUCUAUCUGUACUAAUGACGCAUUAUAACAAUGUACAAAAAUAAUAAGCUUUAAACACUU